UUUGCAGAAAAGUUAGAUUUUUACGAUUUUUCCACUCUGAUCUCGUUCAAGCUUCACUAUUGUCAAGAAAAACUGAAACCAUCCCUGUCAUGUGUCAACUCCAUUCAUAUUCUGUUCACCAUAUGGAAAUAAACGAAUAACCAAUUAAGCUACAAAUGAGAAUAACUCAAAAGAAACUGUUUGCAAUCAUGGCAUCACUCCAACAAUCGAAGGGAACAACUGCAGUAUUGAACUUACCAAAGAUGCAGUACUACAGAAAGCCUCUCCCUGAUUCCUGCAUAGCAUUCAGUUCCCCUCAAGGAAAAAAGUUGUUUUCUGAAGCCUUAUUAACUGGACAUAUGGAAUGUUACUUUAAGCUUGCCGAACAAUUCAGAACACAGGAUGAACCAGCAUUUUGUGGCCUUUCUACAUUGGUAAUGGUCCUGAAUGCCCUCAGUGUUGACCCAGGGAGAGUCUGGAAGGGACCGUGGAGGUGGUACCAUGAGAACAUGCUAGACUGCUGCAUACCCAUUGAUGUCAUAACUCAACAGGGCAUCACACUUGACCAAUUCUCUUGCCUCGCUGACUGCAAUACGCUAACUGUUAAAACAGUCAGGUUAAAUACAGAGAUGAACACCACUAACAAUUUGGACAGUUUUAGGGAGUUUGUGAAGUCAAUGACCAAAGUUGAUGAUCGCUUUGUCGUCUGUUCAUAUUCUCGACCAAUUCUACAUCAGACUGGAUCCGGCCACUUUUCUCCCAUUGGUGGGUACCAUCCUGGCAGGGACCUUGUUUUGAUCCUUGACACAGCAAGGUUUAAAUAUCCUCCUCACUGGGUUAAACUAGAUAUACUAUGGAAAGCAAUGGGAGAAAUUGAUAAAGAUACAGGAAAGCCACGUGGGUACUGUAUCCUGCAGAAAAAAGAAGGGGUAGAACCAUUGAUGUUAUUUCGACCUUCGACGAGUCUAAGCGUUACUCUACCUUCAUAUGACUCUCUCUCAACAAUAAAUCAAUUUAUCACACGCUUAACAAACUGGUUCCAGUCCAUGCCAUUAGCCAAUCACAGCCCAAGUAGUGAUGAUGUCAUAGAGAAAUCGGUCAGACAAGUACUAAUCGCAGCUGAUAUUUUAGAAGCAUCACAUUAUCUCUAUACCACUCAAUUAGAAAUGUGCUCAGUCAAGAUGGACUCCGAGUAUUCCUCCACGAUAAACAAUAUAAUCGAUGCAUUGGAAAAUGUUACGAUAUUUAAAUGUGUCAGAGAAACAUUGGAAGUUUGUGAUACGGUGAAAUCAGCUAAAAAAAUUGGAAGAAUUUAUCCAAGAGAUUACGAUGAAGAGUGUGCAAAUAACAACUCUGAAUUACAUCACUUAAUUUCAAGGAUAACAGACGCUCAUUUUGUGACUCUUUUCCUCCUCACAUGGCCAUAUAAGUAUGACAAGCACUGUAAAUCAUAUGGCAAAAUAUUACAGGAUAUUGUAGCUCAUGAAAUGUCUACUGUGGUUGCGGUACUAAGGGAUGAGGUUGAAUGGUUGAAAGUGAAAAUAGACACAGUCUUAAAUUACUUUGAAAAUCAAUGUUGUAAUGAGUGCAGUUGUAAACAGGAGAGGACUAUCACAUAUAACUGAAAAUUCAAUAGACUGAACUGAGUAACAUAGAUAUCUGCAUUGAAAUCAAUUUGCUAUCCCCAUAUCAAUAAUUUAACAAGAUGCAGAUGUUCAAAGUGAAAAUAGAAUCUUGGAAAACUGUGGGAAUUUAUUAAAUUGGAAUUAUUGUGGCAUACUUGUACAUGUUUUAUGACAUGUUGGUACAUGGUAUCAUUCAUGUACAUGUAAUAU
Owenia fusiformis is the source of this 1814-nucleotide messenger RNA. The record is from the annotation of a GenBank genome assembly. Lineage: Eukaryota; Metazoa; Annelida; Polychaeta; Sabellida; Oweniidae.